CUGCGGUGGCAUAGGAAGUAGGGACGCCACUAGUUAUCGAAGAAGUGGAGGUGGCGCCACCACAGGCAAUGGAGGUUCGUUUGAAGAUCCUCUACACCUCCCUCUGCCAUACUGAUGUCUACUUCUGGGAGGCCAAGGGACAAAAUCCCUUGUUUCCUCGCAUUUAUGGGCACGAGGCAGGAGGGAUUGUGGAGAGUGUGGGAGGAGUGACAGAUCUCCAACUAGGAGACCAUGUCCUACCAGCGUUCACAGGGGAAUGCAAGGAGUGUGACCACUGCAAGUCAGAGGAGAGCAACAUGUGCAGUCUCAUCAGGAUCAAUACAGACAGGGGUGUGAUGAUCAGUGAUGGAAAGUCAAGGUUCUCGAUCAAUGGGAAGCUCAUCUACCACUUCGUCGGUAUUUCAACCUUCAUUGGAAAAUGA
Telopea speciosissima is the source of this 422-nucleotide messenger RNA. RefSeq names its product alcohol dehydrogenase-like. Gene Ontology annotation, molecular function: zinc ion binding; S-(hydroxymethyl)glutathione dehydrogenase [NAD(P)+] activity. The coding region runs from base 69 to 422 and encodes 117 amino acids. Gene Ontology annotation, biological process: formaldehyde catabolic process. The record is from RefSeq and is a predicted model, not a curated record. Lineage: Eukaryota; Viridiplantae; Streptophyta; Magnoliopsida; Proteales; Proteaceae. Gene Ontology annotation, cellular component: cytosol. The transcript has 3 exons.